AGAGACUAGCUAGCUAGCUUGUGCAUUCAUAUCUAAUCUAAAUAUACAUAAACAACAUCGUACAAUGCCAGUCUCUAUCACAUUUUUCGUGUUCUGUUCAUUCAUAGCUUUUAGUAUGGUUUUUGCUAAUGCCGUGACCAGUACGUGUUUAAUUUCCAGUGAACAAGAGAAACAAGCAGCGUCGCAAAGCUUACUAGGCACCUCCACAAUUAUUGCGGCCGAUAGUUCGAAAUCCAGGUCAUCAAGCAAUGACGACGACGACAUUGGCAUAGAAAGGAAUGAUAACGGUAGUGUUGAUGAUCCAGAAAUGGUGGCUUCCAUGGUUGAUAUGAGCAUUCGAAAUAGCACAGAGAGAAGAAAGCUAGGUUUCUUUUCAUGUGGUACUGGAAACCCAAUUGAUGAUUGUUGGCGGUGUGACCUCAGUUGGCAACGCCAUCGCAAGAGACUUGCUGAAUGUGCUAUUGGUUUUGGACGAAACGCAAUAGGUGGUCGUGAUGGUAGGUACUACGUUGUAACCGACCCGAGUGAUGAUGAUGCGGUUAACCCAAAACCAGGAACCCUAAGACACGCGGUAAUCCAAGACAAACCUUUGUGGAUUGUCUUCAAAAGAGACAUGGUUAUUACCUUAAAACAAGAACUCAUCAUGAACAGUUUCAAAACAAUAGAUGCUCGUGGAGUGAAUGUUCAUAUCGCGAAUGGGGCUUGCAUUACCAUCCAAUAUGUUACUAACAUUAUUAUACAUGGUUUGCAUAUUCAUGACUGCAAGCCCACUGGCAAUGCCAUGGUCCGUAGCUCACCAUCUCAUUACGGAUGGAGAACCAUGGCAGAUGGUGAUGGUAUAUCGCUCUUUGGAGCUAGCCAUGUUUGGAUAGAUCAUAAUACUCUAUCUAGCUGUGCCGAUGGCCUAAUUGAUGCCAUUAUGGGUUCAACUGCUAUUACCAUCUCUAAUAAUCUAUUCACCAACCACAAUGAGGUGAUGUUACUCGGUCAUAGUGACUCAUACACACGAGACCAAGUUAUGCAAGUAACGGUUGCAUACAACCAUUUCGGAGAGGGACUUGUUCAGAGAAUGCCAAGGUGUAGGCAUGGGUAUUUCCAUGUUGUAAAUAAUGACUACACACACUGGGAAAUGUAUGCUAUUGGUGGGAGUGCAAACCCCACAAUCAACAGCCAAGGAAACCGAUUCGUUGCUCCUUCUAACCCUGAAGCCAAAGAGGUGACAAAGAGAGUGGUAACAGAUGGGGGGUGGAUGAGUUGGAAUUGGAGAUCAGAUGGAGACCUAAUGUUGAACGGGGCAUAUUUCAGACCAUCGGGUGCAGGGGCUGGAGCUAGUUACGCAAAGGCUUCAAGCUUAAGUGCUCAACCAUCUUCUGUAGUGCCCACUCUUACCUCAGGUGCCGGUGCACUUGUUUGCCGCCGGGGUAAGCAGUGUUAGUCAAAAUCUCCAAUUUGAUACACAAAAAGGAAAUAAUCUUUUAGUUUUAAGUUAACUAGAGUUACAAUUAUUUGAAUUGAUGUAUAUUUCUCAUAUAUCCGGUAUAGACCGCCUUCUCUACACUAAAACUGCACCAACGCUGUAAAUUUAUGCAGUAGUACACACAUAUUCUCUUAAUUUGCAAAUGAUCAAUGCGAAUUGAAUAUGAUGGCAUACUGUCUUAAUUUGUAAUGGUCAAAAGUGUACCAAGUGAAGGUUAACUAGAAGUUUCACUUUCAUUGAGCUA
Erigeron canadensis is the source of this 1721-nucleotide messenger RNA. Its product is annotated as probable pectate lyase 8. The record is from RefSeq and is a predicted model, not a curated record. The coding region runs from base 65 to 1435 and encodes 456 amino acids. Gene Ontology annotation, molecular function: pectate lyase activity. The transcript has 7 exons. NCBI's taxonomy places the organism in Eukaryota, Viridiplantae, Streptophyta, Magnoliopsida, Asterales, Asteraceae.